AUGGAAGUCUCAGGACUUAUCUGGGAUGACCUCAAGCAACAUAUUUCUCCACCAGAAAUCGAUAUGUAUGCUAAGCGAAUUGGUAUUGCUCGAAUAAAUCGAAAUGAAGAGAUAUAUAACGAAUUAUCAACAUUACGAAAGCUAUAUAAUACAAUGCAAAACAAACUAACAGAAGAAAUUGCUAAAAAGACACCAAGUAUAUUAGUUUCCGCACAAAGAACUACGGCAAUUCAAAAAUGUAUCCACUUUUUAGAUUCAUUAAAGGAAGCAGGACAUUUUAUUGAGACAGAUAAUCCAGUAGAUAAGGAGAUUGUUAAGUAUCUUAAGGUAACUAGGUCAGAUAGGCCAAAUAGUAGUUCUCCUAUUUCUACUUCUCGUCCAACAUCUUCACUUAGGGCUUCAAGAAGUGUAACAGAUGUGAGCAAUAGCAUUGAUGAUGUAAGAGCACUUCUUGAUGAAGAAUUUGAUGAGAUGCAAACACAAGUCCAAGAAAUUAGAUGCUCAAUGUUCAAUGUUUGCGAUGAAUAUAAUGAAGCAAAAGAAGUCGAACCACCAACUACCGAAUCCAUUGAAAAAUUUAAUAAAAGGUUACAACAGCAAGACUUCACUGUGCGCAGCAUGACAAAACAGAAAUCAGCUGGCGUAAAUAGACUUCGUGAUUCAAUCCAAAUGAAUAGAUUAUGGGAAUAA
Messenger RNA from Trichomonas vaginalis G3, 690 nucleotides. RefSeq lists its product as uncharacterized. The transcript has a single exon. Bases 1 to 690 code for a protein of 229 amino acids. NCBI's taxonomy places the organism in Eukaryota, Parabasalia, Trichomonadida, Trichomonadidae. The record is from RefSeq and is a predicted model, not a curated record.